ACUCAGCCAACCAUACUACUACGUCCCAGGCGUACAGGUAUCGCCUGCUAGUGACAGUCUCUUUCUCUCACCAUCCUUCCUCGCUCUUAGCAGUCUACAUCCUUCAGCGAUGUAUCUACUCUCUUUUCUCCUGGCUUUGCCUUUGCUCUCACUCGCGCAGUCAUCACAGAGUGUCCAGCUCUCAACGUCUACCAUCGUGCUAGACACCCUUGGAUCCAAUCGCCAAGCUAGCACAGUAACACAGAUCACGGUGUUCACCGUCACUCCCGCUCUUACAGCGUCAGCCACAAAUUCUGCCUCUGGCAAUUCUUCAGCAAUAACUUCCGGUGGCACAAAUGGGACUACCACAUCAAUCGCCUCCAGCAAUCUACCCACCGCAGCGUCUACCGUUGCCGGCGCGGAUGGCGGUGCCAACGGUGCCCCCAGUCCGGGAGCGACAGCGUCUGGUGGGAUAUACGGCCCUCCGGAUGGCUAUAUUGCGGGCGCAAAAGCCUUGCGCAGUGCAAACAUUCUUGGAGUUGUCGUUUUUGUUGUCGGAGGGGCAUUGGUUCUGCUUUAGGACAACGGUUUCAAAACUGGACGCUCUCACUUCAAGCUCUCUUUAUUGGACAUGGACAGACCGAACCGUUUGCUUUUAGGGUUUGCUAAUGGAACUGUACUUCUGCAUACUUCGCAUAUAUCCUCGCAUGCCUUCCGUUCAUUGACACUAUUAUAUCUAGACCGUCUUGGACCGAGUACAGUACCAGUAUACUGUAAUGAGACCUGGUCUUUUGAUUAAUUCUAUGGGACGAUCAUAUAGUACCGAAUCCGAGUUACGUAUACUUUACUGCUCAAGCGCUCACUGUUAUGAGCUGGGCCAUGUCGGACAAGUAUGCAUAAUUCUCACUGAGACCGUGCUACCUCAAUAAUCAAAUGGGAACUCCAGCGAGAUAUCGACAAGCGCUACAUG
This is a messenger RNA of Suillus clintonianus, 949 nucleotides long. RefSeq lists its product as uncharacterized. The transcript has 3 exons. NCBI's taxonomy places the organism in Eukaryota, Fungi, Basidiomycota, Agaricomycetes, Boletales, Suillaceae. The record is from RefSeq and is a predicted model, not a curated record. Bases 110 to 559 code for a protein of 149 amino acids.